Molecule: messenger RNA, 1899 nt
Organism: Mycosarcoma maydis (corn smut)
Lineage: Eukaryota; Fungi; Basidiomycota; Ustilaginomycetes; Ustilaginales
Exons: 1
Coding region: 1-1899 (632 amino acids)
Biological process (GO): prenylcysteine catabolic process; prenylated protein catabolic process
Molecular function (GO): prenylcysteine oxidase activity
Source: RefSeq, a predicted model, not a curated record
AUGAUCCGAGCCUCGUUACUCGCCUAUCUCAGCUUGUUACUUGCUGUACUUCAGCAGGCCAAUUCUACAUCUGCAGACCUAGUCGACGAUGCGCAGCUCUACGCUACUGAGAAUCAGAAUGUCUGGGUACCAGUACCCAAGAAAGGUUACUAUAUUGAAUCGGACAUCCCAGCACAUGCACAGUUCAAGGAGCAACAAGGCCGAACGCGCAAAAUCGCCAUCAUCGGUGCAGGACCGUCCGGCACCUCUGCAGCUUACUUUCUGAAACAUGCCCAAGAUCGGCUCGCCUCUUCGAACGACUCGUCCAUCGCUGGCGACAAACUCGAUCUCACCAUCUAUGAGCGAGAGACUAGAAUCGGUGGUCGAGCUGCCGUUACCUAUCCCUACGACGAUAAUACCCAAGAUCCGGUCGAGCUAGGCGCGAGUAUCUUUGCCGAUGUCAACCUAAACAUCCGGCGAGCGGUCAAAGACUUUGACCUGGAGACUGGCGCGAAAGUGGGCCUCUCCGGUCAGAUGGGCAUUUGGGACGGACAGCAAUUUCUGUUCGAAGGUGACCAAAGCAGUUGGUGGACGAGCGCCAAGUUUUUCUUACGCUACGGAUACAGUGCCAUCACUACGGAGAACAUUGUCAAGACGCAGCUCUCGUACUUUGCAGGCCUCUACCGCCCGAGCUUUCUGCACGCGCGCAAAGGCAAAAGCAAUACGAGCGUCUCUGGGUAUCCUUGGUCGAGGAUCGAAGACUUGGCAGACGCCAUCAACGCCACUUCGCUGGUGCAGACCACGGGCAUGCAAUUCUUCAAAGACCGAAGGGUCUCUGAGCUGUUCAUCGAGGAGAUGGUGGAAGCGGCAACACGAGUCAACUAUGCACAAGACACCGACAAAAUCCAUGGCUUUGGCGCGUUGGUCAGCCUGGCAGCUUCCGGAGCGACCGGAGUCAAGAAAGGAAACUACCGCAUCUUUGAGCAGUUUGCUAGCCGCAGUGGUGCGAGGGUGUUGACCGGUGUCGAAGGGCAGGUGACGGGCAUAGUUCGCUUCAACAGUACUGUUCCAGUGCCAAGACGACUUGGCUUGCAGGAAGGAGCGGAAAUGGAGGAGCAGGUGCAGUGGUAUAUCGGCACCAAAAGCGGCGAAGGCGAGUUGUACGAUGCGGUCAUCAUCGCCACUCCCUGGCACAAUGCGGACAUCACGCUUCUCAACACAAGGGAACGCGUCAAGAGCAAGCCGUUUGUCCACCUGCACGUGACGCUGUUGACGACGAGCCGCGAGAGGCCGCGAUCGGAAUACUUUGGAUUGGGAGAACAGGAUCUUGUGCCUACCACGAUCCUCACCUCAAGCGAGAGCGUGAGGAGAGCAUCAGCGGAUCGCAGAAACAAGCCUCACGUUCCGGAGACGCCGUCGCCGCCAGACGAGAGUGCGCACAGUACAACACCGCGCUUUGGGGCUAAGGACGAGCUGAAGAAACCGAAGCUGGAAUUUUUCUCUCUCAACUACCUGCGAUCUGUCAGGCCGCCGCGCUCCACCUCGGAUUCUUCGAGCGCCAAGGACUACGUGGUCAAGAUCUUUUCUGCACAACCCAUGUCUGACGAUCAGCUUUCGGCGCUGUUUGGCGAUACGAUAAGUUGGAUCAAGCGACACUCGUGGGAUUCAUACCCUUACCUCACGCCCACGGACCGCUACCCGCGCAUCCAAGUGGACCACAACCUGUACUACUCGAAUGCCAUCGAGAGUCUUGUUUCGACCAUGGAGACGUCGACUGUGGCCAGCAAGAAUGCCGUCGCCUUGAUGCUGCGCAGCUGGUACGGCGACGAUUUCGUCAACGGCAACCACUGCAAUUCGUCUGUCCCAAUCGACCCGCUCGACAACCCGAAUUGGGCUGGCUGGGGUUGCGAUUCUGGCUAA